AUGAGGAUUGUGCUACCGUGCCUAUUAUGGCUAGUAACCCUGGCCUGCGGGGUGGUAAAUGCUGAACACACUAACAACUGGGCCGUUCUGGUAUCGACUUCCAGAUUUUGGUUUAAUUAUAGACACAUGGCUAAUGUGCUGAGCAUGUACAGGACGGUGAGGAGACUGGGGAUUCCGGACUCGCAGAUCAUUCUUAUGUUGAGUGACGAUGUUGCAUGUAACUCUAGGAACCUGUUCCCAGGAAGUGUAUUCAACAACAAAGAUCAUGCUAUUGAUUUGUAUGGUGAAUCUGUAGAGGUUGAUUACAGAGGCUAUGAAGUAACAGUGGAGAAUUUUAUAAGACUGCUGACUGACAGAUGGACAGAAGAUCAACCGAAGUCAAAAAGAUUACAAACGGAUGAAAACUCAAAUAUAUUCAUUUAUUUAACCGGUCAUGGUGGUGAUGACUUCCUAAAAUUCCAGGACGCCGAAGAGAUCGCUUCAGAAGAUAUUGCAGACGCUUUCGCUCAAAUGUACGAAAAGAAAAGAUACAACGAAAUAUUCUUCAUGAUUGACACUUGUCAGGCCAACACCAUGUACUCAAAGUUUUACUCUCCAAAUGUACUUGCUGUAGGUUCAAGUGAACUGGACGAAAGCUCAUACUCACAUCACUCUGAUGUGGAAAUUGGUGUUGCAGUUAUCGACAGAUUUACAUACUAUAGCUUGGAAUUUCUGGAACAAAUCGAUAAGACAUCAAAUCUCACAUUGAAAGAUUUGUUUGAUUCUUAUACAUUUGAAAAAGUACAUUCACAUGUAGGUGUGAGAUCUGAUUUGUUCAAAAGAAACGUGUCUGAUGUUCUAAUAACAGAUUUCUUUGCUAAUGUUCAAAAUGUUAUACCUGAUGACAACAGUGGUAAGACAAGUGGAAAUAACGAGGAUAUUAUAGAUUUAGCAAUCCAAAAGAGCCAACUUGCCUCUAAGAAAGAUAAAUCUUCUCAAACACCUAAGCCUAAAGAACCUGCUUCGUCAAUUUACUUUAGAACCGCGAGCUCGUUGAAUAAGAAUAUAACAGAUGCUAAAAACAACUCGAAUGAGGGAUUGAUGACUGUAUUGCUCAUAAUUCUUGUAAUGCUAGGUCUAUACACAACAUUUAAGAGAACGUCAAAAAAAGAAACAGCAAAGUUCAGCCUUUAA
Messenger RNA from Nakaseomyces glabratus, 1173 nucleotides. RefSeq names its product GPI-anchor transamidase (gene GPI8). Gene Ontology annotation, cellular component: GPI-anchor transamidase complex. Gene Ontology annotation, biological process: attachment of GPI anchor to protein; proteolysis. NCBI's taxonomy places the organism in Eukaryota, Fungi, Ascomycota, Saccharomycetes, Saccharomycetales, Saccharomycetaceae. The record is from RefSeq and is a predicted model, not a curated record. Gene Ontology annotation, molecular function: GPI-anchor transamidase activity.